Stylonychia lemnae is the source of this 522-nucleotide messenger RNA. NCBI's taxonomy places the organism in Eukaryota, Ciliophora, Spirotrichea, Sporadotrichida, Oxytrichidae. The record is from the annotation of a GenBank genome assembly.
AUGAUAUCUCUUGAAAACCUAGAUGAUUAUAAUGGAAGAGCACUUUUGAAUAGUCCUCGAUCUUUAGAAGCCUGCUAGCGGAUAGGUUUGAAUCCAAAGGAACUGAUUUACAAGCCAAUUGAGGACUUUAAAGAUAAGAAUCUAGAUCACUAGAUUGUCUAAAUUAGAUAUCAGCAUCAUGAGUCAAAGAGAAGAGAGCUAUUGUAUAAAGCCAAGAAAGAAAGAGGAGAAAUAAUUAAAAUAAUUGAAACAAAUGGCGAUCAUCUGAAGCCUGGUUCUUUUAUCUAGCCGUUGGCUGUGCUUUAGCAUUAGAAUUUGGAUUACUCUAAAUCAGUCGUCAAUAUAAAGGCAUUCAAUUCCCCAUCCUCUUAAAAUUAAAGUCAAAUAUCUUCACCUCAAAAUGCAAGAGGCUUGCAACCUACUUAAUCAUAACCUUAGCUAUCUCUUGAGUAAUCCCGGAUUUAGGCAUUCUAACAACUAUAGAAAUAAGGUAUCAUUGAUGACAAUGUAAAUUUGAUUUGA